Messenger RNA from Cuscuta epithymum, 2506 nucleotides. NCBI's taxonomy places the organism in Eukaryota, Viridiplantae, Streptophyta, Magnoliopsida, Solanales, Convolvulaceae. The record is from the annotation of a GenBank genome assembly.
UCCCAUCCCAUCCUAGCUAGCUUCUUAUAAUAUGAGCGACGAUCAGCUAUCAUCUUCGUCAAACUCCAUGGAUUCUAACAAAAAGGAGGAAGAAGAAGCCUACAAAUUCCUGAAGAUUGUUCCCAACGCUGAUGGAUCCCUCACCAGGCUAGACGGCGUUCCCAUCUCACCCUCCAACCCGUCGGAUCCCCACUUUCCCCUCUCCAAAGACAUCCCUCUCAACCCCUCCUCCGCCACCUUCAUCCGCCUCUUCCGCCCCCCGCCGCCUCCCUCCGAUUCAAAUUCCUCAUCUCCGGCGACGUCCAAGCUCCCUCUGAUCAUCUACUUCCACGGAGGCGGCUUCGUACUUCUCAGCGCCGCGUCCAUCGUUUUCCACGACUCCUGCAACAAAAUGGCGGCUCUGCUCCCCGCCGUCGUCGCAUCCGUCGAGUACCGUCUCGCCCCGGAGCACCGUCUACCCGCCGCGUACGAGGACGCCGCGGAUGCUCUCGUGUGGGCACGGGAUCAGGCGGUGGCCGCCGCGAGCGGCGGGGACUGUGAUCCGUGGAUGGCUGAGCUGGUGGACUUCUCUAGAAUUUUCUUGAUGGGGAGCAGCGCGGGGGGAAACAUCGUCUACCACGCGGCAUUGCGUGCGCUCGAGACCGAUCUCUCUCCCGUGAAGAUCGAAGGGCUGAUAAUGAACGAGCCGUACUUUGGUGGGGUCCAGAGAUCCGAAUCGGAGAGGAGACUGGUCAACGAUAAGGUGAUUCCGUUGCAUGCCAACGACCUGCUGUGGGCCCUGGCGUUGCCGAAGGGGGCGGACCGGGACUACGAGUAUUCUAACCCGUUCAUUGUUGGGUCCCAGCUGGGGGAGAAGAUCGGACGGCUGCCGAGGAGUUUGGUGAGAGGAUACGCGGGGGACCCACUGGUGGAUAGGCAGAAGGAGAUGGCGGAGUGGUUGAAGGUGCACGGGGUUAGCGUGGUGCCGCAAUUUCUGGAGGCGGGGCAUCAUGCGGUGGAGCUGUUUGAUCCAAAGUGCGCCGAUGAUUUGUAUGUUUCCAUCAAGAAUUUCAUUUACUCCGUAUGAUCGAGUUUUUGGUUAUAUUGACAUGUAUUGUACACUUUUGUUCUAAAAGCUUCUAUUUUCAUCUGCCAAAAGCUUUUCUCUUAAUAAUGCCUGAAUAAAUGUUGAAAGUUGUGGAAAUAGUGCUUGCCAAUUGGAAAAAUAAUGAGAGUAUCAAUUGAUUUUUUUUUUGAAAUACUACCGUCUACGUACAAUUGGAUAUUUUUCUUCUGUCUAGAAACACUACACUAAUUAUGGUCAUGUCUAAUGGGCGCUUGUUAUUGGUCUAGGUACCUAAGUGAGAAAGUACGUAGUAGUAUUCUUACUUCAUGAACACAGAAUACUUUUAUUUCUAUUUAGGCUAAAUUAUUUAUGAUCAUAUUAAUUAUUAAAGAUACAAAGUAUCACACCUUAUUUACAUGGAUGUACUAGAAUAUUACUGAGGAUGACCCAUGGGGCUAGUACAUUGAGUUCUUCAUAGUGUUUUCAGAACAUUUUUUAUAGCACUCAAAUUAUUAAUUGAUUAAAUUUGAUUAAUUUCUGACUAAAACGGCGGAAUUUUGGUUGAAGUGGCUGAACCCUGUGAAUUGUGAAAAAUUAUAUGUAGUAUAUAAAUGUUACUUCUUUAUUUUAUUAAUAAAAUAAAGAAACUAUAUAUGAAAAACAAAUAACAUCACUCUGAUCUUUAUAAUAACUUCAAUCAAUUUAGUUCGAAAAAUAACUUCGACGUUACUAUUUUUUAUGCUCGUUCUCCAAUUGGCUGAGUGGCUAACGUAGGAUACAGUCAGAGGAACAUUAAAAAGAAUUGGUUUAUCCAACAACAAAAAAACUCUAGCUAAUUUGUGAGCACUACAUUUGCUAAGUACAUACAAAUUUGAAGAUUUUGAAUCUUGUUUGUGAGCUACUACAUUUGCCAAGUACAUACAAAUUUGAAGAUUUUGAAUCUAUACAAAUUUGAAGAUUUUGAAUCUAAUUUGUGAGCUACUACAUUUGCUAAGUACAUACAAAUUUGAAGAUUUUGAAUCUAGUUUCUAACGCCGUAAGUCCCGUAACCAUUGGCUUCUUCGAUCUCUUUGAAAUCCAGAUUCAUCAGAUUGAGUUAAGGAGGCAUUAGUUUCUAACGCCGCUCCUUGUAGAUGCUUGGAGGCUUGGAGACAAACUCCACUACUCGAGUCACUGAAUAAUUGAGUUAACCACUUAACCUGCCAAUUUUCUUCAUUUUGCUUCUAUUAAUUAUUAGGCUGUCCGUGUUUCCUUAUUUCUUAAAAUGUUUGCCCCUAUUUUAGUAUUUCAUUCCUAGGAUAGAGUACGAAUAGUAGAACACCAUAGGCUGUUGGGAAAAAAUCUUACACACCCUGGAGCUUCUUCGUGCCUUCUGCAUGUUUUCCGCUUCAGCUUCUUAUUUGUCAUCUUUUGUUUGUUUUUCAUUUUAAUUUAUUAUUAAUACUCCAUAUUACUCUUUCC